AUGGCCUCACGACAUGAACUUACUUUACAAGAAAAAAUACAAUUAAUUUAUGAUAAUAAAGAUGGUAAUGGGUUAUCACAACGUAGAUUAGCAGAAAAAUAUAAUAUCUCACUUGGUUCUGUAUCAAAUAUUGUAAAACGUAAAACAGAAUAUUUAAAUCAUUAUGAAACAAAUCAAAAUCAAAAUGUUAAACGAAAAUAA
Molecule: messenger RNA, 201 nt
Organism: Rotaria sp. Silwood2
Lineage: Eukaryota; Metazoa; Rotifera; Eurotatoria; Philodinida; Philodinidae
Source: the annotation of a GenBank genome assembly